CCCGCGGCCCGCCACGCCCUGCUCGGUCUUGCGGUGACUGGCUGAGUGAGGAGCCUUACCCUAGCGACUCUACUUUCUUCUGUGGCUCAGCCAGAGCUCCCUCCUUGACCCAGCCCGAGAGGGAGAGGGGACCUCCUGUGACCAGGAGCUCCACAGUCUCCUCUCCUCAGAAUGACCGCGCCUGCCAGGGGUCCUGCUUUCAGGCUUGAGACUUCCGAUGGAGGCCAGGAAGAUGGCACUGAGGGGGACAAAGGAAAUCUGGGCCAUGGGGAUGGGCCACCUCCCAUGGAGUCACCGUUCCAGGGUGAGGACCGCAACUUCUCCCCUCAGAUCAAAGUGAACCUCAACUACCGGAAGGGACAGAGUGCCAGCAGCAAACCCGAUCCUGAGCGCUUUGAUCGGGACCGGCUCUUCAGCGUGGUCUCCCGGGGCGUCCCAGAGGGGCUGGCUGGAUUGGCAGAGUACUUGCGCAAGACCAGUAAAUACCUCACUGACUCAGAAUACACAGAGGGCUCCACGGGCAAGACGUGCCUAAUGAAGGCCUUGCUGAACCUUCAGGAUGGUACCAACGCCUGCAUCCUGCCGCUGCUCCGGAUCGACAAGGACUCUGGCAACCCCUGGCCCCUGGUCAACGCCCAGUGCACGGAUGACUACUACCGAGGCCACAGUGCCUUGCACAUCGCCAUUGAGAAGAGGAGCCUGCCGUGUGUGAAGCUCCUGGUAGAGAACGGGGCAGAUGUGCAUGCCCGGGCCUGUGGCCACUUCUUCCAAAAGAAGAGCCAAGGGGCGUGCUUCUAUUUUGGUGAGCUGCCCCUCUCUCUGGCCGCGUGCAUCAAACAGUGGGAUGUGGUGACCUACCUCCUGGAGAACCCGCACCAGCCGGCCAGUCUGCAGGCCACUGACUCCUUGGGCAACACAGUGCUGCACGCCCUGGUUAUGAUUGCUGACAACUCGGCCGAGAAUAGCGCCCUGGUGAUCCGCAUGUACGACGCGCUGCUGCGGACCAGCACCCGCCUCUGCCCCACGGUGAGGCUUGAGGACAUCCCCAACAGACAGGGCCUCACGCCUCUGAAGCUGGCCGCCAAGGAGGGCAAAAUCGAGAUUUUCAGACAUAUCCUGCAGCGGGAGUUCUCGGGGCAGUACCAGCCACUUUCCCGAAAGUUCACGGAGUGGUGCUAUGGGCCUGUCCGUGUGUCGCUGUACGACCUGGCUUCUGUGGACAGCUGGGAGGAGAACUCGGUGCUGGAGAUCAUCGCCUUUCACUGCAGGAGCCCGCACCGACACCGAAUGGUCGUUUUGGAGCCGCUAAACAAACUGCUGCAGGCGAAAUGGGAGCUGCUCACCCCCAAGUUCUACAUCAACCUGCUCUCUUACCUGGUUUACAUGAUCAUCUUCACCGCCGUGGCCUAUCACCAGCCAGCCCUGGAAAAGCAGGGCUGGCAUCCCCUGAAGCCAACAGCCGGAAACUCCAUGCUGCUGCUGGGCCACAUCCUGAUCCUGCUUGGGGGACUGUACCUCCUCUUUGGCCAGCUGUGGUACUUCUGGCGGCGGCGCCUGUUCAUCUGGAUCUCGUUCAUGGACAGCUACUUCGAGGUCCUCUUCCUGCUCCAGGCCCUGCUCACAGUGCUGUCCCAGGUGCUGUGUCUCUUGGCCAUUGAGUGGUACCUGCCCCUGCUCGUGUCCUCGCUGGUGCUGGGCUGGCUGAACCUGCUGUACUACACACGUGGCUUCCAGCACACAGGCAUCUACAGCAUCAUGAUCCAGAAGGUCAUCCUGAGGGACCUGCUCCGUUUUCUUCUGGUCUACUUCGUCUUCCUCUUUGGUUUUGCUGUAGCACUGGUGAGCCUGAGCAGGGAGACCCAAGCCCCCAAGGCCCCCUCGGACCUCAAUGCCACAGAUGGGGAGCCUCACAAGGAGGGAGGGGCAGAUGAGGAGGGUCACGCGGUCCCAUACGGGGGCAUCCUGGACGCCUCCCUGGAGCUCUUCAAGUUCACCAUCGGCAUGGGUGAGCUGGCCUUCCAGGAGCAGCUGCGCUUCCGUGGGGUGGUGCUGCUGCUGCUGCUGGCCUACGUGCUGCUCACCUACGUGCUGCUGCUCAACAUGCUCAUCGCCCUCAUGAGCGAGACCGUCAACAGCGUUGCCACCGACAGCUGGAGCAUCUGGAAGCUGCAGAAAGCCAUCUCAGUCCUUGAGAUGGAGAAUGGCUACUGGUGGUACCGGCAGAAGAAGCAGCGGGCAGGGGUGAUGCUGAAAGUGGGCACCCAGCUGGAUGGGAGCCCUGAUGAGCGCUGGUGCUUCCGGGUGGAGGAAGUGAACUGGGACUCAUGGGAGAAGACGUUGCCCACUGUGUGCGAAGAGCCAGCCGGAGCCCAAGUCCUUGGCACCACAAAGAACCCUACUCGGUCUUCCCAACAUGAGGAAGACCAUGCUUCAGAGGAAGACCAUCUACCCCUCCAGCAACUCCAGUGACAGCCCAGACACAGCAGGAGGCAGCAGGGCAGAGCAGGGGCCAGAGUCUGAAAUUACUGCCCAUUUUUGGUGGAAACUAGUUUCUCAUGACUGACUUUUUGGGAAACAUUAUUUGAGUAAAGUUACUGGACCCUGA
Echinops telfairi (small Madagascar hedgehog) is the source of this 2605-nucleotide messenger RNA. RefSeq names its product transient receptor potential cation channel subfamily V member 2 (gene TRPV2). NCBI's taxonomy places the organism in Eukaryota, Metazoa, Chordata, Mammalia, Afrosoricida, Tenrecidae. Gene Ontology annotation, cellular component: membrane. The record is from RefSeq and is a predicted model, not a curated record. The transcript is spliced from 16 exons. Gene Ontology annotation, molecular function: calcium channel activity; protein binding. The coding region runs from base 172 to 2469 and encodes 765 amino acids. Gene Ontology annotation, biological process: calcium ion import across plasma membrane.